AUGAUAAAUAAAUCUAUAUUUAAUCAAAUAACAGAACAAACAACAAAAGUCAAAUAUUGUGAUAAAGCACAACUAUCUUUAACAUCAACUACAAUUCUUACUGCAAUCAAUCAAAAAACAAUUGAAACAGUAAUACAAAAGCACUUAAAAAACAUGUUACUACUUUCUAAAAAACAGCAAAAUUAUAUUGCUUAUCAGCUUGUUGCUUGA
Molecule: messenger RNA, 210 nt
Organism: Cetraspora pellucida
Lineage: Eukaryota; Fungi; Glomeromycota; Glomeromycetes; Diversisporales; Gigasporaceae
Source: the annotation of a GenBank genome assembly